Messenger RNA from Colletotrichum destructivum, 495 nucleotides. Its product is annotated as Putative cytochrome P450. The record is from RefSeq and is a predicted model, not a curated record. Bases 1 to 495 code for a protein of 164 amino acids. Gene Ontology annotation, molecular function: oxidoreductase activity, acting on paired donors, with incorporation or reduction of molecular oxygen; heme binding; monooxygenase activity. Lineage: Eukaryota; Fungi; Ascomycota; Sordariomycetes; Glomerellales; Glomerellaceae. The transcript has 2 exons.
AUGCUGGUGGCGCAGGAGCCGGUGAGGCGCAAGCUGCGCGCCGAGCACAACGAGGUUCUCGGAAACGACCUGACUGGGGCGAGCGCAACGCUCAUAGAGUCGCCGUGCUUGCUGAACUUUCUCCUCUACACCAGCAGCGUCAUCAAAGAGCCGCUGCGUCUCCACCGGGCCCCUAUGCCCUUGCGGGACGGCCAGUCGCACCAGGAGGUCGUCGACAGGGAGACGACGGGGGACCGCUAUACGACCGACGGGUUCAUACUCUGGGACGAACUCCGUUCGCAGUCCCGGUCCGAGGCGUUUCAGGCCCGCGCCAACGAGUUCGUGCCGGAACGCUGGGCGACGAAGGACGAGGGCGACCCGCUGCAUCCGAAGAAGCAUUCGUGGAGGAUUUUCGGCCUCGGCAACCGGAACUGCACUGGGCCGGAGCUCGCGAUGAUAGAGAUGAAGCUGAUGCUGGUGUUCCUGGCUCGGGAGACCGAGAUAGACUGGGUCUAG